CCAAGGGUUUUAGUCCAAAAUGAAAAACCCCGAAGCAGAAACAAAAGAGGUGAAUCUUUGAUUUUGGUAUUUCAAAUAUCUCGACAUUUUCUCUUCUGGCAAAGAUCCCAAUGGCAUCCUUUGGCGCCGCCGCCAGAUCAAUUGUCCGAUCAAGCUCUGCUCGCAACGCUGCGGCUCGGCUCGCCCCCCAAGCCAAAGCCAAUGCCUCUCCUUCGCCGUUUCGUGUCUCCUCCAGAAUUCCUCUCUCCAACCGCAUUUUCAGGUGUCCAGUUGAAGCGAGUUUUUGCGUGGAAUCGAUGCUACCGUAUCACACGGCAACUGCUUCUGCUUUGAUGACUUCGAUGCUCUCCAUUUCUCGCCGCAGCUAUGGUUGGCUUCCUGAAGGUAUCUAGGAUAGGACUGCCUUGAUGUUCUAUUCUUCCUUUUAAUUUCUGCUUGCAAUGAUGAUGUGUGACUAAUGUUCAGAGGGUUGGACAAUUCUCCCUUCUAAGAGAGUGACUGCAGAUAACAUAGAAGUUUUAAGUGAGCUGAUGAGGAGCCAAGUUGAAUUCCUAAACUUUCAGACCUAGAUGGACCAGUAGAUGACUUUACUCUAUAGCUCCAAAACAGAUGCGAAUAUUCAGUCAAUUCUUUUUAUUGCCUUUUGUAGCUCAUAGACAUUGGGUGCAAAAAUGUAUUCCAAACUAUUGAUUAAUGUUAGCUUUCUUAGUUUUAACUUUGUUUCAUUUGUUGAAGCUAAUAUGAUUUUAAAGCAUUGUAAUGAUAUCCUGUAUGUCAAGUGGUUGCAAAAAUGUAUUGCAGAUAUUUGAAUAAAAAUGAAAAUGAUGCUUGAUGAA
This is a messenger RNA of Theobroma cacao (cacao), 836 nucleotides long. RefSeq names its product protein NUCLEAR FUSION DEFECTIVE 6, mitochondrial-like. The record is from RefSeq and is a predicted model, not a curated record. Gene Ontology annotation, cellular component: mitochondrion. NCBI's taxonomy places the organism in Eukaryota, Viridiplantae, Streptophyta, Magnoliopsida, Malvales, Malvaceae.